AUGAUUAUUUUGCUUAAUGGUCAUACAAAAGGCCAAAGACCAUGGAGAGCCUUGAACCCCGAACAUAAGCAUUAUCCGAGUGACUUUACUUUUGGUGGGUUUGAAAGCGCACAAUCUGUACAUGAAACUGUGUUGGAUUCUGUACAAAAAGCUUUCCUUGGUGUGAUUGUACCCAAGGUUUUGACCCUUUUUGGCUGCAUCCCUAGACAGGAACAUUGCGAGAUUAGAUAUUAUCACACAAGACCAGAAAAGAGGGCAUUAAGUUUGUAUCGAGAAGGGCAAAACGAUAGUGUUGACGCAAAUAUUCUAGAUGUGCAUCUAGCAAGAUGUAUUUCCAGGGCAAAGCUGGGAAGACAUCCUCUCUCUUGGGGAACAACAGAGAUCCGGCAUUUGCUACAAUUGUUGAAGAGCACCAUUACCUGCAUGCACAUGAUCAUCACGGUUAUUACAUCAUCACAGGUUGAUAUUGAAUAGAGUCCACAAGACAUUUAAAAGUAGACUUGGAAGUCUUUCAAGAGAUGGUGGCCAGUGGCCACAUACUGAAAAAACUUGUUGGUCCAUAACGUGUUACUCCUAUUAUUGACAGCUAAUGCCUGCGAC
This is a messenger RNA of Erigeron canadensis, 600 nucleotides long. RefSeq lists its product as uncharacterized. The transcript has 6 exons. Bases 1 to 474 code for a protein of 157 amino acids. NCBI's taxonomy places the organism in Eukaryota, Viridiplantae, Streptophyta, Magnoliopsida, Asterales, Asteraceae. The record is from RefSeq and is a predicted model, not a curated record.